AUGGACUCCAUUGUUGCGCAAAUCCGCACCCUGGUUGAAUCCGCCGACGAGAUCGGUCGACUGAACAUACAAGUUGCCCUUCGGAGGGCCCUAUCAGAACUGCAAGGUCCUAGGGAUGUGGUUAUAGAUCUUGUAAACUCGAACAUGCUGUACGCCAUGAUUCGCGUCGGGGUAGAUUUGGGGCUCUUCCGCACUUUAGCUGCGAAUAACAGGUCUUUCAAGGUUAAAGAGUUGGCAGACCUCACAAAGUCAACCCCUGAGCUUCUGGAGAGAAUCACUCGUUACCUGGCCUCGAACAAUGCAAUUAAGGAGGUCGGCGUCAAUGAAUACCAAGCAAGCAAUAUCACCCAUAUAUUUACUAGCGACCUGGGUGAGGGAAUGGUCUACCAUGGCUUCAAUACCCAUGGGCCUGUCAUUCAAGCACUGCCCGACUUCCUUGCAGCCACUAAGUACCAGGACAUCACCAGUAACACAAACACUCCAUUCCAGGUCGCUCACAACACCAAGCUCCAGUCUUUUGACUGGAUGGUCAAGCAUCCAGAGCACUUCGACUCUCUGCAGACGGUUAUGACAGGCUUCCAGGGAGCGGAAUGGGCUGUUGGUCUUGAUACCCUUGACAUCGAAGCCAAAAAGGUUCCUUUCGCUCCUCCCCAGUCUUCCGAGAAGCCAUUCUUCGUCGAUGUAGGAGGUGGCCAUGGUCACCAGUGCAUCCAAUUAGGCAAGAAGUAUCCCAAUCUCCUCGGCCGACUUGUGCUCCAAGAUCUACCCGAAGCAGUCAACAAGCUGUCUCCUAUCGAAGGCGUGAAAGCCGAAGCCUACGACUUCUUCGAAAAGGAGCCUAUUACAGGAGCCAAAUUUUACUAUCUCCGAAGAAUCAUGCAUGACUGGCCUGACAACGAAGCCGCAAAGAUCCUCCAAAACAUCGCCGGUGCCAUGGCUUCGGACUCCCGGAUUCUGAUUGAUGAGAUCGUCAUGCCGGAUAUCAGCGCCCACUAUGAAGCUACCAUGCAAGACCUGGCAUUGAUGAACAUGUGUGCUGGAAAGGAGCGCUCGAAGCAGCAGUGGUUGGAUCUCGCCGAUCGCGCGGGCUUGCGCAUUGAGGAUGUUCAUACUUAUGUUCCUUCUACUCAUACCUCGGUUAUUGCUCUGGCUUUGAAGUAA
Molecule: messenger RNA, 1161 nt
Organism: Penicillium atrosanguineum
Lineage: Eukaryota; Fungi; Ascomycota; Eurotiomycetes; Eurotiales; Aspergillaceae
Exons: 4
Coding region: 1-1161 (386 amino acids)
Molecular function (GO): O-methyltransferase activity
Source: RefSeq, a predicted model, not a curated record